AUGGCACCUGUCAAUGUUGUGAUCGUUGGAGCAUCCUACGCAGGGCUCAAGAUCGCCCAUUCCGUAAUCGAGCUCCCUGAGGUCAAGAUUGUAUUGGUCAACCCGGCCACUACUUUCUUCUGGAACAUUGCCGCACCCCGCAUCGUCGCGAAGGCCAAUGCUUUCAAAUCAGAACAGUAUCUGCUUUCAAUUGCCGAUGCCUUCAACAAAUACCCAGCUGAAAAGUUUGAAUUCAUUACGGGCACUGCGACUGCUAUCGACGUUGCCGCUAAGACUGUUGCGGUGACCCCCAACCAGGGCGAGGCCAGGUCAGUGUCGUAUGACCAUCUUGUCAUCGCUUCCGGAAGUACUACUACUGCGACUACUGGCGAGAUUACCGGCUUUUCUAUCCCAUUUAAGCAGUCCAACCGCGAUGAUGUCAAACAGCUCAUUGAGACGGCCCAACAGAAGAUUGCCACUGCCAAAGAGAUCGUCAUUGGUGGUGCUGGACCUAUUGGUGUCGAGCUAGCAGGUGAGCUGGCAGAGGCGGUGGCACAGAGUGGCAGUGCAGCGACAAUUACCUUGGUCUCCGCGACGGAUCGCGUGCUUCCGAUGAUCAAGUCGUCGGGCAGCUCUGCCGCGUCGAAGAUGUUGAAGCAGAAGAAGGUCAAGAUUAUUACCUCUACUCGAGUGACUGGCGCGGAGGCAUCUGGCGACGCAUGGACUGUUGCCCUGGACAACGGCGACAAGCUCUCUGCCGACUUGUAUAUCCCCACAACUGGUGUGAUUCCGAAUAACAACUUCAUCCCGAAGCAAUUCCUGGAUGCGGAGGGUUGGGUCAAGGUCAACAAGGAAAUGCGCGUGGAAUCAUCGGAGAACAUUUAUGCUGCCGGCGACAUUACCAACAACUCGAUGCGCCUGUCGUUCAAGGCUGCUGAACAAGCCAGCGUGGCGGCCAACAAUCUCAAGGCCGAUAUUUUGGGCAAGGGCGAGCGCAAGACCUUUGAUCAGGGCGAGAGCAUCAUGAUGGUUGUCCCGGUUGGCGAGUCUGGUGGUACUGGGCUUGUUUUCGGCUUCACGCCCUUCAGUUUUAUGGUCAAGAUGAUCAAGGGCAAGGAUUACUUCAUCUCCAAGGCAGCACCUAUGCUUGCCGGACAGGCAUAG
Messenger RNA from Penicillium maclennaniae, 1143 nucleotides. Its product is annotated as NAD(P)/FAD-dependent oxidoreductase. Gene Ontology annotation, cellular component: cytoplasm. Bases 1 to 1143 code for a protein of 380 amino acids. The transcript has a single exon. NCBI's taxonomy places the organism in Eukaryota, Fungi, Ascomycota, Eurotiomycetes, Eurotiales, Aspergillaceae. The record is from RefSeq and is a predicted model, not a curated record. Gene Ontology annotation, molecular function: flavin adenine dinucleotide binding; electron-transferring-flavoprotein dehydrogenase activity.